Grammomys surdaster is the source of this 4467-nucleotide messenger RNA. RefSeq names its product zinc finger C2HC-type containing 1C (gene Zc2hc1c). NCBI's taxonomy places the organism in Eukaryota, Metazoa, Chordata, Mammalia, Rodentia, Muridae. The transcript has 3 exons. The coding region runs from base 217 to 1794 and encodes 525 amino acids. The record is from RefSeq and is a predicted model, not a curated record.
GACUGCUAGUGAACUGCGCACGCGCACAUCUGGAGCUAAACGUUCUCUACCAGAGGCGGCGCUCUGGUCUCCAGGCAACGGGAUAACAGAGGUGGACGGAGUGCGCCUGCGUGGACGGCGGUUGGGUUUAGUCAGGUGUGGAAAACUAGGUCUUGGGGAUUUUCCUUGAGCUGGAGCGGCCCCCCCGAGCGCCUCAGGCUUCAGUCCAGGCACUGAAUGGCUGGUCUCCAGUUGGCUCCACAUCUGCCUGUGGGCGUUAUGUUCCCACAUAAUAAAACAGAAGCUCCUGGGCUCCACUCGGCUAAGCACGACCCUUACGAACAUAGUGACUCUUCCCAGCGGUCCUCCAUGGGACAUUUGAGGAAUACGUUCCAGCAGAAGCUUUGGAGCAACACAGAGCUUGGGCGGGAGGAUGAUGUCUCCACCCACCCCAAAAGGAACAUCUGCACAAAAGCCCGGAGGCACUCCUGUCCCCACAGUGCAGGAAUCAGCCAGCAAGGCUCAGGAAACAAUGACCAGGGCCAAAGAAAGGGGUUGUUUUACUUGUCUAGCCCGACACCCCGGUAUCCCAAAGCAAAUGACCAGGAUUUCAUUCCCUUUAGGAAGAAACGAGUUGGCGUGGAUCGGGCAUACCCACUGAAACCCAUGGUCCACCGGAAGUCACACAGUACAAGUGAAGCAGGCACUGACGGGGACCAGAAUGGCUACCCAAGACUCCCUGACUCAAGUGAGUUUUCAGACAACAGCUUUGGUUUAAGGAGCUGGAUGAAUUCAUCUCUUCUUGCUUCGGUGCCGGCAGAGAAGGUCAUAGCAGAGGUCCAUAGGAUGGAGUGGACCCAGAUCCAAAGGCUAGAAGCUGCAGGGGAGAGUUUACAGAAGGAAAUCCGAAGAAAGGAGAUUCUCCUGCGAGAAAAGCUGAAGAAGACAGAGGAGGGUCUUCGAAGGAUUCAGAAGGAAAAGAAACAGGCCAUUUCCCAGGAAGACGGGGAGCUACAAAGGAUGGUACUACCUAGGAGGAGGGUUAGAGAUGGUGACCGCAACACCACACACAAACCCUGCUUGUCCCCAGAGGUCAGGUCUGAGGUAUUCAGUAGAAACAGGGGAGAGGAUCAAACUUGUGAGCAGGCUCAGGAAAACUCUAGUCCACUCCAGCUCUCUGACUAUGAAAUCCAGAAGCUCAAAAGGGAAAGGCUGAUGGCAAGUAACAGUAAAAUCCGAGACCAAGACUCAGGACCCUCAGCAGACACCUUCUUUCAACCUUCAGAGGACCUGGGCAGUGCACUGCAGGCAUCAAGUUUGUGCGGAACCCCAGGCUCCUCAGGCUCCGGCUCCUCUACAGAAGAGCCAGAACUGAGCAAGUGCAGCCACUGUGGACGAUCGUUUCUUUCCCUCAGGCUGCAGAAACACUCCGCCGUCUGUGGCAAGAUGCAAGGCUCCAAAAGAAAAGUGUUUGACUCCUCCAGGGCCCGGGCGAAGGGCACAGAACUAGAGCAGUACUUGAACUGGAGGGGGCCAGCCACAGCCAAGGCUGAACCUCCUCCUCGGAAGAGCACCUGGAGACAGAAGCACGAGUCUUUUAUCCGUACACUCCGGCAUGCGCGGCAGGUCCAGCAGGUAAUCGCCAGAGGUGGCGAUCCCUCAGACUUGCCUUCCAUCCUGCCUGCAGAAAACCCAGACUAUGUGCAGUGUCCUCACUGCAGCCGCCACUUUGCUCCCAAGGUGGCUGAACGCCACGUACCUAAGUGUAAGACCAUCAAGAAUCGCCCUCCACCUCCGAGGAGGCACGACUGCUGAGCAGACAACCGCAGGAACUGCCCCACUCAGGCUGUGCUUCCCUCCCUUCAGUAGUAAACCAGAGAGUAAGUGAUGGAAAGCAGGGAGAAAGACUUUUCUCGAACUCAGGAUCUGCCCAUGAGAAGAGAGCCACUGCCUCACGGCAGGAGGCAAAUGGAAGCCCCAGCUUCUCACUGAAUCAGAACCUUGGCUGAGUGUUUCUGUUCUUGCCUGAAGAACUGGUAGGUGAGGACCCUGGGUAAUGAGGCUGCAUUAAAGCUCUUUUCCUGAGCCUAACCGUGGUUUGUGCUGGUGAAGUGCCCACAUUCAGCGUUGCUCGGCCACGGCACGUGUCCAGGGUUUCUGUUAGGCCUUCUUGCCCUUGAAAGUUGGGAUAUAAAGAUGAGUGAGUCAGGGUCCGAGUGUCACUGUCACGCAGAUGGUGACUCUUAUAAAAGGCAGUAAGAUUGUGCUGUGAGGCGUUACUGAUGGAAGUCUGUUCUUGGCCUCCAUGGCCCUCGGUCCUGGCUGAAAGCCAACAAAAGUUUGUCCCGUUAGGGGGCCAGUGUAUCCUAACCCUUCCCUGUGGUGUACUGUAUAAUGAGAUAGCUUAUGCACUUUACAGGAUAGGGAUGGAUAGAAAACAAUUUCACUUCUCUGUAUUUGUUCUCUUUAAACGUGUUUCAUAUGUUGAAGGAAGAAGCUGCUGGUACACUUUCAAAUAUGGCCGUGUGGCUGGCUGCCUUGAGGCAGCAGAGCCUGUCUAAGCAAGCGUGGACAAUGCUCACUGUUUCAUGGCCCUGAGAUCAGAACAUAGUCAUGCUUCUAUUUUAAACUCUGAAAGGGAUCAGGUCUUCUUAACCGUGGGAACAGUGCCCACUUCAAGUUAGGCCUUCGACUAAUGGGUUUGGGGAGCUUACGAAGGAUGACUGCUUAAGCUCCUAGAAGCACUGGCUAUUUAACCUGACAUGCCCUCUCCCCAGGCAAGCUUACUGAGGAGUACACACAGUUCUUUAUUCCACAGAACAAAGAAGCCAUGGCUAAAGUCACAAAGUCCCCACCGAUGCUCAAAAAUUUUAAAAGAUUUACAAGUGUUUUGAAUGCAUGUAUGUAUGUGCACCAAGUGCACGCCUGGUGCCUGCAGAAGUCAGAAGGGUGUUGGAUCUCCUGAAACUGGAGUUGCAGAUGGUUGUGGGCCACCAUAUGUGAGCUGAGAGCCCAGCUCCUCUACAAGAGCAACAAGUGGUCUUAACUCAGAGCCAUCUCUCCAGCGUCCCCACCCCACUCAUACAUAACAUUCAUAAAUGCUAUGAAGCAUUUAAAAAUAUGUUGACUCUAGGGUAGGAGCAUGUCAUGACAAUCUGGAGGCUGUGGAAACACUGGGCAGCAACCUACACAGGACACACUGGAAGGGGUUCAAAAUCUGCCGUUCUGCUCCUUCAGGAGGGAAUGAUGGCAGAUAGAACCAGACUCCCUUGCCUCAUCUGCUGGGCCUCCUAGGCAAGUGGAUUGGGAUCCCAUGAUGAUGUUAUUAGGGCCAUAGGUUAGAGCUCUCAAGAGGGAACAACUGUGUGUAGGGCUUUCUGCAGACAUAGUAGUUAUUCAUUUUUAAGGUGCCAAAGAGAAAACAAGAACCUAUGUCGUUGUAUUCCCUGUGAUCUUGGUUUUGUGUCUUCUAAAUUUAUCUGGAUUUGACUCUGGGGGAGGUAAGGGCCACUUUCAACCUUAGAGAUCACAUAGAUGCUGCCUGUAAAUGUCCAUGUUACUUUAAGCACGUGUUGUAAACGUUAUACAUUUUAAAGGUGAAAAGCUCUGGGAAAUUCGCAUGGUGAACCUCCCAAGGUAGCUCUUUUCAUUUAGAAAUGUGUGCAGACGUGUGGGGCUAAGACUUCCUGGCUCACACAGCAGUGCCUCUUGUCAACAUUUGCUUUUGGUCAGGUGAUCAUUCUUCACAACCGCACAGAUGGCGAGCAGAGCUGGGAUGUAGAUUUUCCCCCUCAAAGCCCAUGACCCAUGAGGUUUAAUGAUCAGCACAUUUAUGUCGGCAGUUAAUCACUGAGGCAAUAAAUGACUUCAGGCUUUGCAGAGAAUCUCCUAGUCCUGACUGGAGUCCUGACCCCGCCUCCCGCUAUCAUGACUGGUACUUCCUUUGAGGCCUGGGGAUCUCAUAUAAGCGACUUCCUCUAAAAUACCUACUUUUUCCUGGGCUGUUCUUCCCAUCAUAAAUGUUUCUGAAUAGAUAACAAACCAAACGAAAUCUGAGCAUUAGGAGCCUUUUGUUUUAAAACUUUAGUACGAUGUUCCGCCAAGAAAAGUAACAGCUGUUGUAGCAAGGAGACUGGGUUUUCCUGAGGAAGGUUUAUAGACAAACUGGCAUGACCACUUGGAAAAGUCUCCCGCCAGGACCAAGGAGGUGUGUACAACUCUGAAUCUUCUCGAUAUUAUGUAUGCAUACGGUGUGUAUGAGUGAGGCAUGCACACGCCAGUGUGUGAGGCCACAAACAGCACUGUGGACUCUGUAGGUUGGACUCUGGUCACCAGGCGUGCCCACAAGCCACUCCAACGUGCUAAGGGUCCUUCCUUAAAUGGCUCCUUCUCCUUCUGCACUUUCUAAAUUUUUGCAAACUUUUGGGGACAAUUUUUUUUUUCUGGCAAGAAUGAGAUUAAAAAACAGCAGAGGUUAUUUCCGUGUAA